Diabrotica balteata is the source of this 2417-nucleotide messenger RNA. The record is from the annotation of a GenBank genome assembly. NCBI's taxonomy places the organism in Eukaryota, Metazoa, Arthropoda, Insecta, Coleoptera, Chrysomelidae.
AAUCAAGUCAAAGUGUCAAAUUGUUAAGUGGGCCUCUGAGGUGAUGAUGGUUCGAUAAAAUAAUAUUAAGAAAAAAAUGUUGAUUUUACAGUGUUUUUAAAGAAGUUUUAGAUGGACAGUAACGUAGAAGAAGGGGAGAAGAUGAAGGCGAAGUCGUCGAAGAGAAUGGUUGGAAUGAUCAUUAGAUCUAGAAAAUCAAUUGCGAAGGAUGCGGUUGUGACGACGUCAGGGAUCGGCCAACCGAGCUUAUACCAUGCCCUGGUGGUUAUUUUCCUGGAGUUUUUCGCGUGGGGUCUCCUAACGAUGCCCCUCAUAUCAGUAUUAAAUGACACAUUUCCAGAUCACACAUUCCUCAUGAAUGGCCUGAUAAUGGGCAUCAAGGGGAUCCUGUCCUUUUUGAGCGCUCCUUUAGUCGGAGCAUUGUCGGACGUAUGUGGCCGUAAGCUAUUUUUGCUCAUCACCGUGUUCUUUACGUGUAUUCCUAUACCUUUAAUGACUAUUAACACAUUUUGGUUCUUUGCCAUGGUCAGUAUUUCCGGUGUUUUUGCUGUGACUUUUAGUGUUGUGUUCGCUUACGUUGCGGAUGUUACGGACGAAAGGGAGCGCUCCUUGGCUUAUGGCUUAGUAAGUGGUACAUUUGCUGCCAGCAUGGUGAUUUCGCCAGCAUUAGGAGCGUACUUAAUGGAAAGGUGGUCAGUAUCACUAGUAGUCGCUCUCGCCACAGCUGUAGCGAUAUUGGAUGUAUUUUUCAUCCUAGUCGCAGUUCCAGAAAGUUUACCAGAAAAAGUCCGUGUAUCACCUAUCAGUUGGGAACAGGCUGAUCCUUUUGCAUCACUUAGAAACGUUGGACAGGAUCCCACCAUUCUACUGCUAUGUAUUGCCGUGUUCUUGUCAUAUUUGCCUGAGGCAGGACAAUACAGUUGUAUUUUUAUGUAUCUCAAAUUAGUGAUGGGUUGGAGUGAUCCCAUGGUAGCUGUUUUCGUUGGGUUAGUGGGCCUGAUGGCUGUCAUAGCUCAACUUUGUUUAGGUAUUUUAAUAAAAAAUCUUGGUUCAAAGCAUACCAUCAUGUUGGGACUUCUAUUUGAAAUGCUCCAACUGUUGUGGUAUGGUUUUGGUACCACGACGUGGAUGAUGUGGGGUGCCGGUAUAUUAGCUUCAAUGAGUUCCAUUACUUAUCCUGCCAUUUCCGCAUUUGUAUCAGUUCUUAGUACUCCCGAUCGCCAGGGAGUUGUUCAAGGUAUGGUUACUGGUAUGAGGGGUCUUUGCAAUGGUUUGGGCCCUGCUAUGUUUGGAGUAGUAUUUUAUAUGUUCCAUGUUGAUCUGAAUGGAAAUAAUAAUAACAACGCAGAUGCUACGCAUUCUACUUCAUCAUUUGAAACAUAUUCUCAGCUUGUGCCUGGUCCACCUUUCGUCUUCGGAGCUUUCCUAGUCAUAUGCGCCCUUUUCGUAGCUUCAUUCAUUACUAGUAAAUCUCAUGUUGAUUCUGGUAUCCCACUGGAUACACACUAUGAAAUCGAACGUGGUCAAAAAGUUGCUGGUACCCUCAGUCCGCUUAUACCCAGCAGGAGCAUAGACGCAGCAAUAUUGUAAAUGUUAGGAUGUGUAUACCUUAGAAACAGAAAUAAAAUGACAAUUUAAGAAGGAAACACACUUAUCUAAAACGGCAGGGACCUCAGAUCGACAUAUAUUUUGAAUAAUUGUAAAUAAGCAUGUGCGGGUGAUAAACAAAGGUCUCUGAAAUGUUUUAGAUAAGUGUAACCUCAUUUGUUAAUACAUGGUUGUUGACAAAGUAUUUUAUUUUUUGAUGUUCUUGGGUAUUUUUUUCACUUUUUCUUAUAUCUACAUUAUAAGCUUAAUUUAUUUUUAUUAUAUUUACUACUGCUUCAAAAGUUAUUGAUUUAAACAUCAUUAUUUGUGAACAGAACUUGUUUCUAAAAAUAUAGAAUAAUUUUUAAAGCUUUGUAUAUUUUUGCUAUCGUUACUAUAUUAAAAUACGUAAAACCAAUCUUUGUAUGACCUGCAAUAGUAGAUAAAUAUCCGAUGAUACGUAAAAGUAAUCGUUAUCGAUAAAUUUUACACAUCGAAGAUUUAAAAACCAAGUAUCACAUUAGAGACUAGAGUGUUAAGUAGGAAGAAAACAAUUGAGUCAGAACAUAGAAGACUGUUAAUAUAAAUCUUUUGUAAACAAUAUGUUGCAAAACAGGCAUAAAAAUGAAAAUAUCUCGAUUUUUUUUUACUUUAUAACAAAUUUUAUUUGCAUGUAUAUAUUUAGUUAUUGAAUAAAUAAUAUCACAAUAAAUAUUGUAUCUAUACUAUUUUUUAUUUGAAUAAAAGAUACUAAAUGUCACUGCCAGUAUCUGUAUAUCAAAUAUGUUUAUUUAACUGUGUUUCAAAUAAAAUGCGUGUGUUAAGCAAGC